Molecule: messenger RNA, 557 nt
Organism: Solanum verrucosum
Lineage: Eukaryota; Viridiplantae; Streptophyta; Magnoliopsida; Solanales; Solanaceae
Product: calmodulin-2/4-like
Exons: 4
Coding region: 67-528 (153 amino acids)
Molecular function (GO): enzyme regulator activity; calcium ion binding
Source: RefSeq, a predicted model, not a curated record
AUUAUAUACUCAACUCUCUCUCCUCUCUCUCUCUCUAACUCAACAAAGAUCCAAAAAGAAAACACCAUGGCAGAUAAAAUAGUGAAGGAAGAAAAUCAACUUGUUCAAUUCAAAGAAGCCAUCAAUUUAUUUGACAAAGAUGUACACGGCUGCAUUACAAUUGAAGAAUUGGCAAUAGUUAUAAGGUCAUUGGAUGAAAAUCCAACAGAAGAAGAACUAUGUCAUAUGAUUAGUGAAGUUGAUGCUGAUCAUCAUGAUAAUGGAACCAUGGAAUUUAAUGAAUUCUUGAAUCUCAUCACCAAGAAAAUGAAGGAGACGAAUUUAGAGGAAGAACUUAAAGAAGUUUUUAAGGUGUUUGAUAAAGACCAAAAUGGAUUUAUUUCGGCUACCGAUCUGAGGCACGUGAUGAUUAACUUAGGGGAGAAAUUAACAGAAGAAGAAGCUGAACAGAUGAUUAGAGAGGCAGAUUUGGAUGGAGAUGGUCAAGUCAACUUUGAUGAAUUUGUUAAAAUGAUGAUCAAACUUUAAUAGAUAAUUAAAAAUAUUUAUUUAUAUUU